GCCCAUGACAUUAAUAUUGUCGCCCCAAAAAGGAGUUUCGUACUUCCUUCUACGCUUGAAACUCUCCAACCCGCUUAUCCUCGUAUCGCGGAGAUCUCAUGUACGCCCCAUUUCUUGCUCUGGGUUCCUAGAUUUCUGCGACCCCCAUAGAAAUCCGCCCCAAAUCGGAAGGGUUCACAGAGUCCGACAAGCUUUUACAUAGGAUUUGGGUGUGUCUUUGAUUCUUGCCCGUCAUGAAGGUGACAGUGGUGUCCCGCGGUGGGAGAGAAGUCAUCAAGGGAGGGUUCGACCUCAAUGACUCGGCUACGGUAACUGAUUUGCAGGAGGCAAUACAUAAGCGAACCAAGAAGUUCUACCCAUCAAGGCAGCGGCUCACACUGCCCAUCCCACCUGGGUCGAAGGACCGCCCCAUCGUCCUCCACUCCAAGAAGAGCCUCAAGGAAUACUCUGAUGGAAACUCUGGAAAUCUAACAGUAGUCUUCAAGGACCUGGGCCCGCAGGUCUCAUACCGAACACUCUUCUUCUGCGAGUACUUGGGCCCGCUGCUUCUCUACCCAGUGUUUUACUUCUUCCCUGACGUGUACUGCUUCUUCGGCUACUCAGUCAGUUCUGUGACCCAUCACCCGGUUCAAACGUAUGCCCUCUACUACUGGUGCUUCCACUACUUCAAGCGAAUCAUGGAGACCUUCUUUAUUCACCGCUUCAGCCAUGCAACUUCUCCUAUCUCCAAUGUCUUUCGAAACUGUGCUUACUACUGGACCUUUGGGUCGUACAUUGCCUACUAUGUGAAUCACCCUCUUUACACUCCCGUGAGUGACUGUCAGAUGAAGAUCGGGUUCGGUUUCGGGAUGCUCUGUCAAGUUUCGAACUUGUACUGCCAUAUCAUUCUGAGGAAUCUCCGGGGCCCUGACGGAAAUGGAGGGUACCAAAUCCCCAGAGGAUUCUUGUUUAACAUCGUGACUUGUGCGAAUUAUACGACGGAGAUUUAUCAGUGGCUGGGGUUCAAUAUCGCGACUCAGACCAUCGCAGGAUACGUGUUCCUUGUAGUUGCAACUUCUAUCAUGUCCAAUUGGGCACUCAUCAAGCACCGGAGGCUGAGGAAGUUGUUCGAUGGGAAGGAAGGGAGGCCCAAAUAUCCGCGCCGGUGGGUGAUCCUACCACCAUUCUUUUAGACACGAGAGUAGCUUUAAAGAAGAAGGACGAGAGGGAUCCAAGGCUCUUCAAGAUCUAUGUUUAGUACUAGUUCUUCUCGAGCUAUGGAUGCCCUAGCAAUUUCGAAUCUAGCAAUUUCUUUUAGCUCCAAACAGCAUUCUUUUUGUUGUCGGAUUAAUUCGAGAAGUGCUUACAACCAUCUACUUGUCACGCUGGUCCUUCAGUACUACUACAAUUGGGAUCUUCUGCAAUGCGUCAUGUUUUGCUGUGAAAUGCUUGAGAAUGCUGUGCAAAUCUAAA
Punica granatum (pomegranate) is the source of this 1452-nucleotide messenger RNA. Lineage: Eukaryota; Viridiplantae; Streptophyta; Magnoliopsida; Myrtales; Lythraceae. The record is from RefSeq and is a predicted model, not a curated record.